Molecule: messenger RNA, 498 nt
Organism: Fraxinus pennsylvanica
Lineage: Eukaryota; Viridiplantae; Streptophyta; Magnoliopsida; Lamiales; Oleaceae
Source: the annotation of a GenBank genome assembly
AUGAAUUAUGAAAAAAGGCGCCUUGUGGGCUGUCGCUACUGCCAAUUUUCAAAUAUCACUGACUUUCGUACGACUUAUGGUUCCCGGAAGGCAUUUAAAACAGCUUUUAAAGCUAUAAACAGUUUUGAAAACUUCGAAGGGGUAGCAUUUUUAAGGACUUAUACACCAUCCCACUUUGAGAAUGGGUUGUGGAACCAAGGUGAGAAUUGUGUAAAACAGAGGCCAUUUAGAAGCAAUGAGACUAUUUUGGAAUGUGCAAAUUUGGAUCUUUAUAUGACUCCAAUUGAGGGAUUUAAGGUUGCAGAAAGAGAAGGGAAGAAGAAGGGGUCCAGAUUCAGAUUAAUUGAUGUAACACAGGCUAUAUUGUUGAGGCCAGAUGGGCGCCCCAGUAGAUAUGGGCAUUGGCCAAAUGAGAAUGUAGUCAUGUAUAAUGAUUGUGUGCAUUGGUGUUUGCCUGGACCUGUUGAUUCUUGGAAUGAUUUCUUGCUCAUUUGUUGA